Melampsora larici-populina 98AG31 is the source of this 345-nucleotide messenger RNA. RefSeq lists its product as uncharacterized. The transcript is spliced from 3 exons. NCBI's taxonomy places the organism in Eukaryota, Fungi, Basidiomycota, Pucciniomycetes, Pucciniales, Melampsoraceae. The record is from RefSeq and is a predicted model, not a curated record. The coding region runs from base 1 to 345 and encodes 114 amino acids.
AUGUCAGAUAUCGAAAAAGGAAAGAUAGAUGCAGUACCACCCACAAACCCAACUCCACCCAAACCUGAAUUAACUGAAAAAGAAAAAAUGAAAGAAUCACAUUUUUGGAGAAAGACUGCAAUUUAUGCUGGAUUGGCUGCUUUUGUAGUUUUAGUAAUUUAUUUUAUAUUAAUCGUAAGGAAAGCAUUUUUAGAAUAUAUCAUCCGCUUGAAGCGUUUUAUGAGCAUUCAGAUACAUGAUCAAAAGAGAGAGAGAGAGAACGAUAUCAGCGCAACAGAUCCCCCAGUUGAAUUACAUAAUCCAGAAGUUACGAUCAUCGGAGUUGAACAGGGCAAUGUGGAGUGA